Molecule: messenger RNA, 1401 nt
Organism: Lottia gigantea (owl limpet)
Lineage: Eukaryota; Metazoa; Mollusca; Gastropoda; Lottiidae
Exons: 2
Coding region: 1-1401 (466 amino acids)
Source: RefSeq, a predicted model, not a curated record
AUGGAGAAUUUCUGCAUCUCCGCAGGUGCAGGGGUUUUAUAUGGAAGCCUGAUGAGGCCAUAUCUACUCUCGCCCACGAGAAAGGCCAGGGAAAAGGCGAGGAAAAGGCGAGAAAGCGAGGCAUAUACAGUUUCCUCCUGUUACAUCCGCUGUACAUUCCCUUCUAACCCCAAGUUAUUUGGGCAAGAAGCCAGAAAUAGAAACACUAAUCGUCAACCAAACCAAUAUCACGUACCCUACAACGGCCCUGUCUUCCAUCGACCUCUACCACCUACCAAUCGCCGACCACCAACCAACCCAUCCAGCUAUAUCCCACCCCAUCGCCGACCUACCUACAACACAGCCUACCAAUCAAGAGGUAACCAUCGACCUGACCAACAACAGAAACGACUACCAGCCCACCGACGCCAACCAGUCCCCACUCAUAAGGAGGAAGAACCCUUUGUGAAGGUGUUCUUCCAAGUUUUGCAGUGCCUCCAUCAACAGCAAGGCCAACCAGCGUUUACCUUCAAACGCAAAGUCUCUGAGUUGGAUAGUUUUAUCCGUCCAGCAAUGAAAACAUCAGCUGUCGACGCGAAUAUUAGAUCCCUCAAUCGGACAUGGCUCUGUAAGGUUACGCAGGUCCUGAUCGACCAUUACCAAACCACACUUCAAGAGAAGCUGACCACCAUUCGUACCAAGUCUUUAUCAUCACCUGCCGUCGACCGCAUCGUUUCUCAUGCCCUGUCCUGGGCCCGUCGCUCCUAUGGGAAACGUCUCACUCAAGCUGUAAUUUCCAAAUUCUACCAAACAAUCAACGAAACUAAAACCAGAGUAACCAUAUCUCUACUAACUGAAAUGGACACUACACCUGCACCAUCUAGAGCUACCACGCUGCCGAACCAAACCCCUAAACGAGCCCGAAGUUCACCUACCCCUAGUCCAGCAGACAUAGGUAAACGCUCUCGUAGAGAGGGCACACCCCUUCUCUUCUCACUUUCAGACUCGUCUUCCCCUUCCACACCAUCUGAAUCUUCACCACGUGAUCCAGGAUCCGCCAACCUUUCUUCCUUCUGUGCGUUUUUGGACCAGCAAACCACCCCUCAGUCUCCAUCCAAGUCGAGACAUGUAUCCAGACCUUCCCCUCCUCGAACCAGAUCCCAGUCCGUUCCCAAUGCUACAAUUCUAACAACUACCAAACCAGUACCAAUCACACCGUCGACGACCAUUAUAUCCGCUACCAAACCGUAUUAUCACCAAACCAAGGACAAAUCAUUAUGGAAACUACCUGCUCUAAAGAAAUCAACCUUAAUAAAUGGAUCAUCUAACCUGAAUCGAAUUACCAAAACCAGUUCAGACACCGAAAUACAUUCUUACCCCGGUGCCCAAAUCCAUCACAUACAGUCAAUCCUGGAAUCAUGA